Molecule: messenger RNA, 975 nt
Organism: Aspergillus wentii DTO 134E9
Lineage: Eukaryota; Fungi; Ascomycota; Eurotiomycetes; Eurotiales; Aspergillaceae
Product: ribosome biosynthesis protein MAK16
Exons: 2
Coding region: 1-975 (324 amino acids)
Biological process (GO): maturation of LSU-rRNA; maturation of 5.8S rRNA
Cellular component (GO): preribosome, large subunit precursor; nucleolus
Source: RefSeq, a predicted model, not a curated record
AUGUCUUCCGACGAAAUUGUCUGGCAGGUUAUUAACCAGCAGUUUUGUUCUUACAAGCUCAAAACAACCAAGGGCCAGAAUUUCUGUCGCAAUGAAUACAACGUCAGCGGACUUUGCAAUCGCCAGUCAUGCCCCCUGGCAAAUUCCCGAUACGCUACGGUGCGGUCGGAUCCCGAGACGGGAGUGAUGUAUCUCUACAUGAAGACGGUGGAACGGGCUCACAUGCCCAGCAAAUUGUGGGAGCGAGUCCGACUAUCGUCCAACUACGCCAAGGCACUGGGCCAACUUGACGACCGAUUGAUCUACUGGCCGAAAUUCCUGAUUCACAAGUGCAAGCAGCGUCUCACGCGGUUGACGCAGGUCGCCAUCCGGAUGAAGAAGCUGGCCAAGGAGGAUGAGCGCUUAGGUGAGACGAUUGUGCCGAAAUUGGCGCCUAAGAUUCGGCGGAGAGAAGAGACUCGUGAGCGCAAGGCCGAGUCGGCGGCCAAGGUUGAGCGCGCUAUUGAGCGUGAGCUUAUUGAGCGUCUGCGCAGUGGCGCGUACGGUGACCGGCCGCUCAAUGUGGAGGAGGGUAUCUGGAAGAGGGUUCUCCGUGGAUUGGAGCGUGCUGGUGAGGGUGAGAGAGACGAGGACAUGGAUGACGGCGAGGAGGUUGAGGAGGAGGAAGAGGGUGUCGGAGACGUUGAGUACGUCAGCGAUCUUGGAGAGGAGGAAGACCUCGAGGAUCUCGAAGAUUGGAUCGGUGGCGAGUCCGCAGACUCGAGCGAUUACUCAGACGAGGAUGAUGAGAGCGACGACGAUAGCGAUGAUGAUGAAGACAGCGAUGAGCAGAGUGAGGAGGAACAGCAGCCUAAGCAGAAACCUGGAGAGAAGCGGAAGCGUGGACCCCCGCAAUCCAGGCCCAAGAAGAAGGGACCUCGGAUUGAGAUCGAAUACGAAACUGAGGGAGCCGGCAAGGAGAAUGUCAUGGCCUAA